AUGGGUGAGCGUCUAGUGGUGAAUGUGGGUCAGCUGCCGAACCCCGAAUCAGUCGGGCCUAGUCAGCCGAUCCCUGAGGCGUUAGAACGUGGGCCUACCGGUAAGAGGAACGAAAUGGUGGGGCCCUCAUCAUCGACUAGAGAUGAUAAGGUUGUGGUGGAUGUGGAUGAUGAGGAUGCCGAUGAGCACACGAGUCUGUUAGGUAAUGGCGAAUGCCGAAUUUGCCAGGAAGAGGAUUUUGUGUAUAAUUUGGAGAGCCCUUGUGCUUGCAGUGGGAGUCUUAAGUUUGCUCACAGAAAAUGUGUUCAGUAUUGGUGCAACGAGAAGGGAGAUAUUACCUGUGAGAUCUGCCAUCAGACGUAUCAGCCAAAUUAUACGGCUCCUCCUCGACCUCAGUCUGAUGAGACUAAUAUAGAUUUUGGAGGAGUGUGGCAAAUCUCGGGAGGCCAAGUGAAUAUGCACGAUCCUCGGCUCGUGGCCUUUGCCGAGGCUGAACGAGAGCUAUUUGAAGUCGAUUAUGAUGAAUUUAACGGUAGCACAAGUGGCACUGCAUUUUGCCGUUCGGCUGCUCUUAUUUUGAUGGCUCUUCUUCUACUGAGACAUGCACUUUCUGUCACUGGUGAUGGGGACAGGGAAGAUGACGAUGCAUCGACUUUCUUCUCUCUGUUCUUGCUACGGGCUGUUGGUUUUCUUUUGCCUUGCUACAUCAUGAUCUGGGCCAUCAAUAUCUUGCAACGCCGUAGGCAAAGAGAGGUAAAACAUGGCAAAAAUGCAUUUUUAGUCAUGUUGGUUUAA
This is a messenger RNA of Striga hermonthica, 795 nucleotides long. The record is from the annotation of a GenBank genome assembly. NCBI's taxonomy places the organism in Eukaryota, Viridiplantae, Streptophyta, Magnoliopsida, Lamiales, Orobanchaceae.